Perkinsus marinus ATCC 50983 is the source of this 1380-nucleotide messenger RNA. RefSeq lists its product as hypothetical. The coding region runs from base 1 to 1380 and encodes 459 amino acids. The record is from RefSeq and is a predicted model, not a curated record. Gene Ontology annotation, biological process: attachment of GPI anchor to protein; protein localization to cell surface. Gene Ontology annotation, cellular component: membrane; GPI-anchor transamidase complex. The transcript has 6 exons. Lineage: Eukaryota; Perkinsozoa; Perkinsida; Perkinsidae.
AUGGCGAUCGCAUCCCAAGGACCGGCAACCAGAAUGAGAGGCCCCCUCCUCUUCCCCCUCUUGGCCUUACUGGGCUUUCUAUUGAGACUACUCCUGUUCGCCGCACUGGGCUCGCCACUUCUGUUGAGGUCUAGUCCCGAGCUGAACUCUCCUAUCAACGACUAUGAGCGGCUGCAGGAAGCCGUGGCAGCCCUUUCGAAAGGUGCCGACCCUUAUGCUGCCAGCCUCUUCCACCAGCCCCCUUUGGUCCUCUAUCUCUUCUCUACAACGUCCCAUAUACUACCCCUUCAGUGGGGGGCUAUUGUUAUCAUCGCUGCCUCUGACGUUGUGUGCGCUGCAUUCCUCUACAAGGCCUCUAGGGAGUCCCUCUUCAUACCAUGUGCCUACCUAUUCAACCCCAUCAGUAUCCUCUCGUGCCUCUCCCUCUCUGGGCAGGCCCUUCACAUGGCCCUGGUUGCUGGCUGCCUCUGCCCGGGCCUCAUCAGCUGCCUCUCUAUAGCUACCCUAGCUUACGUCCGCUGCAACCCGUUACUACCAUUCGCGUUGGUCCUAUCCAAAUCGGCGAUGGAGUGCCCUACAGGCUCCUGCCUUGGCUCCAGACUCCUACGGAACUGCGUUGCUACUGGUACGUAUUUCGUAUCUCUGCUUCUGGCCUCCUUCAUAGCAAUGGGCAGCUGGGAGGGGUUUGUGGCAGGCAUCCGUGGCACCAUGAUCGACCCUUUCCUCAUCAGCGAGCUCCAGCCCAACAUAGGUCUCCAUUGGUACAUGUUCACUGAAGUCUUCCCUCGGUUCUACUCGCUCUUCCUGUUCGUCUUCCAAAUGCUGCCUCUUGUCCACGUAUUACCCCUCUACUUCCGGCUGGGUGUCCAUGGCGGAGAGUACGCUCGACAGUCCCACACUUGGAACGUUGUUGCACUCACUCUCCUCUUCCAACCCUACCCGACAGUAAUGACCAUCCCUAAGCAGCACAGCUCACGUCUAUCCCAUCAGGCACUGGACUUCCUCCUACUCUCUGUACUACUGCUACUGCACUACGAGGACCUCACCAAAGUGAAGGCCUUCACUAAGCUGUAUGAUGAGGAUGAUAAGGCCGGCGAGAGGGCAACGGAACUCCAACCCAACAACUAUGAGCAGUUCAUGAUACUCUUCCUCGCGAUAGGGACUCUGACUUUGGUACUGCAUCCAGCAAUGACCUUGUUGUGGUUGGGCCGCAACACGGGUAACCCCAACUUCGUCUUCGUCUCGAACCUCCUCCACCAAGGAGCGUGCGGAGUUGCCGCAUCGGUGGCCGUGGCGACGAGCAUUAAGGUUUAUAAGGAGAAUAAACGAUGGCAGCAGCAACAGCGAGACGAUAAUGAUAACAAGAAGAAGAACACUUGA